AUGACGGCCAAGGCCUGUUUGGGAAGAGACGCGACUGGGCGCUUACUCUGGAGGGUCGACCGGUGCUUCCCCGGGCGUGCUGCAUGCCUCGUGGGGUCGUCAAGCUGGCAGUUAUCGGGCUGGGAGGGCUGCUUCGUGCGGACAGUUCACUGGCUGGCGCGGAGCGGGUUAAGGCGGCAGCGGGCCCGCCCUCUCCGUGCGCGUGCGCACCGGGCGCGCUGCGGGCCUGGCAGCGUCCUGGGUCGCUGGGCUCCGGACCCCGCCGCUUCGUGGGGGGUCCCGGGAGGCCUGUCGGCGGGGUUGGAGGAAGUGUGUGCAGGCGCUGCACGCUCUGGCGGCUGGCCGUGGGCAUCCGUAGGGCAGAGGCGGCUUCGCGAACAGGGCAAUUGCGGGGAUGGGUUCUGUGCAAUUACCGCGCAUGGCGUGAGGGGUUAUCCUGUAGGCGCAGAUUCUGUGCCGGCGGAAUUGUACCGGGAGGACAAGGCAGGGGGUAGUGCAGCCAGAACAAGCGGGCUGCAGAAGGCAGGGUGGAAGACAGUGUGCAGAAGGGAACGCGCCUCCGAGGAGCUGACCCUGCCGCUGAGGCCUGCAGUAGAAGGGCAUGCCCAGCAGAGGGAACAAAAGCUUCCUGCAUCUGGUGCGGCCAUGGGCCUGCGUUCUGGAUGAUGACAGGAACACACAGUAUGUAACAGUCAGGAGCUGUGCCCUUCUGCUCUGCCCCCUGCUUCCUGCUCAGUCAUCCGGGAUUUCGGUGGCACCUUGGACCCUGGAAAGUGACCUUGAGGAGGGAGGCUUAUACCUCGAUGGAGCCGGCAGGUGGGUCUGGCUCCCUGAGACCUUGACCACCGGUGACGGAACACCUGCCUUCUCUGGACUUUGUACUCAGCAGAGAAAUAAACUCUUGUCCUUUGUAAGCCCCUGCGGUGUGGUUUUCU
This is a messenger RNA of Cervus elaphus (red deer), 935 nucleotides long. RefSeq lists its product as uncharacterized. Lineage: Eukaryota; Metazoa; Chordata; Mammalia; Artiodactyla; Cervidae. The record is from RefSeq and is a predicted model, not a curated record. The coding region runs from base 1 to 666 and encodes 221 amino acids. The transcript has 3 exons.